Hevea brasiliensis (rubber tree) is the source of this 1292-nucleotide messenger RNA. RefSeq names its product trihelix transcription factor GT-3b. The transcript is spliced from 2 exons. The record is from RefSeq and is a predicted model, not a curated record. Bases 127 to 1050 code for a protein of 307 amino acids. NCBI's taxonomy places the organism in Eukaryota, Viridiplantae, Streptophyta, Magnoliopsida, Malpighiales, Euphorbiaceae.
CUGUGGGCAUUUUCGUCAGUCCGUUACUAGUCCCAGAAGACCAAGCAGAACCCACCCAAAACUACUCGAUGACUUGAAGAGAGCGAAGGAGUCUGGAAAACCCUAAUACGGAUCCCGAUAAGAUUAAUGUUUCCGAUAUUUGGCAGCGUGAACAUCGAUUAUCUCCGGCCAAUAAGCAUGGCGAUGGCAUCAACAAUGCUGAGUCCAGAGGCGGAUAACUCGCCGUCGGCGUCAAAAGAGAAGGGCCCACAGCCGCAACAACAGUGGACGGAACAAGAGACGAAGGACUUGAUUGGUAUUCGGGCGGAGCUGGAGAAAGAUUUCACGGUUGCGAAAAGGAAAAAGGCGCUUUGGGAGAUUGUGAGUGCAAAGCUGAGAGAAAGAGGAUACCGUAGGACUCCUGACCAGUGCAAGUGUAAGUGGAAGAAUCUCAUCAAUCGUUACAAGGGCAAGGAGACAUCUGAUCCUGAGAAUGGUCUGCAUUGCCCAUUCUUUGAGGAACUGCAUGCAGUAUUUACUGAAAGAGCAAAGAACAUGCAGCCGUUGCUUUUUGAUUCUGAGGCAGGUUCUACCCGGGCAAAGAAACGGGUAAAGAGAAUGAGUGCGGACAGAUCCUUUGAUGAACUCUCAGAAGAUGAAGAUGAGGAUGAUGAUGGUAGUGGGGAGGAGAGGCUAGCUAGAAGCAAUUCCCAGAAGAGGAAGCGUGAAAGAUUUCAAAUGGAGAUGCCUUCAAGAGUAACCAGCACCUCAAAUCCUAAUAUUAUUGGUAUUCAGGAAAUGCUCAAGGAGUUCUUUCAGCAGCAACAACAGAUGGAGAUGCAGUGGAGGGAGAUGAUGGAAAAGCGUGCGAAUGAGCAACGGUUGUUUGAGCUGGAAUGGAGACAGUCAAUGGAGAAAAUUGAGAAAGAGAGAUUAAUGAUUGAGCUGGUUUGGAGGGAGAGGGAAGAACAGAGGCGGACAAGAGAAGAAAGCAGGGCUGAGAGGAGAGAUGCGCUGCUGACUACACUUCUGAACAAACUUAUACAUGAAAAUGAUAUCGAAGGUAUAUAGGUCACUGGGAUUUCUGUCAUUGAUCACUCCAUCACUUGCCAAUUUUGUGGUUAUUUAUUUUAAUUUUGGGUAAUCAAUGGAGAAAGUGGGAUCGUCGCUGUGUGAAAAAUGACAACACUAAAGAAACAUUUUUUAUGUGAAUUUUUGUUGUAAAAAAUGGAAAUCUAGAGAGUAUAUGAACAGGAAACACUUGUACAAUUGCUAUUAGUUUUGGCAUACAAGGUGAAGCUUUUUGGGUCAAA